GGCCGCGCUCCUGCGCCGGGGACUAGCCGCGGCGGCGGUAGUGGAGCGGUGACGGCGGCUGCGGGGGCUCGGGCGAAGGAAGGCGGCGGGGGAACGGCGGCGGCGGCGGCUGGCGCCUUGUCUGCUCCGCGCUGAGCCCCGCGCCCGGCUCUUUCCUCCUGCCGCCGCGGCACGCACUGCGGAUCUUGGAAGGGAGAGGUUUUGACGCUGCGGCCCCCCCGCUCUCUGUUUUAUUUUUAAUUAAUAUUAUUUCUCGCCCCGCGCCGGCGGCAAGGACAGCGGCGGUGCCCCCCGGGGGAGCCGGAGCCCUGCGGAUGCGCGUCCCCGGGACCGGGGGAGGUGACUCUCGGAGUGGAUUUAUUGACUCGCGGUUGCGCCCGAGCUCCCCGAAACAGCCCGGGCUGGUGCCUGUGCGGAUUGCAAACUGCGGGCAGCGCUGAGAGACACGCAGCAGGAGCCUCCUGCUGGGGCUGUGCCCCCUUCCGUAGCCCUUUUAUUUCUCCCACCACCGUUUGCUGUUUUUUUUUUCAUACUCCUUUUCACGCGAGCCUUAGACACUGUGAAUGUGUAUGGCGCACUGGAUCCAAAUGGGAGUUGGUAGUUUGAGUGGCAUCCUCCAAGGCAGCCGGCAGACCCCGAGUGAGAGGAAGGACUGAGGCGUUUGCUUUUUUUCUUUACUGCCGUCGUUACUUCGGAGGUAGCUGGGAUCUUACCUUGCAGGAGAAUCCAUGCCCUACGUGCGGGUGGCAUACAUGACUCAGUAGAUCUGUCGCGACUCUCGCCAAGUGCAUCGUCGACCCGCCGCCGCCUUGUGUGAUUUUUUAUUAUUAUUUAGUUGAUAUUUUAUUUUUGCCACCCUUCCCGGCCUUGGGGAUACCGGGCGCCCGCCCAGGUGCGGCGGAGUUGGCGAGGCGCCGGGCACGGGCUCGGUGCCUCCCGCGACCAUGGCAGCGCGGAGGCGCGACGGCUCCGCCUGGAAGUACUGCUGGGGAGUCGCGAUGGUUUUAUGCAGAACUGCGCUGGCCAGGUCCAUCGUUUUAGACCCCAUCUAUUGGAAUUCCUCCAACCCCAAAUUCCUUCCUGGACAAGGAUUGGUACUAUAUCCACAGAUAGGAGACAAACUGGAUAUUAUAUGCCCAAAGGUGGACUCUAAAACUGUUGGCCAGUAUGAAUAUUAUAAGGUCUACAUGGUUGAUAAAGACCAAGCAGAUAGCUGUGCUAUUAGAAAGGACAAUACACCUCUACUCAACUGUGCCAAGCCAGAUCAAGAUGUUAAGUUUACCAUCAAGUUUCAAGAGUUCAGCCCUAAUCUCUGGGGCCUGGAAUUUCAGAAGAACAAAGAUUAUUACGUCAUAUCAACAUCAAAUGGGUCUUUGGAGGGCCUGGAUAACCAGGAGGGAGGGGUGUGCCAGACAAAAACCAUGAAGAUCCUCAUGAAAGUUGGACAAGAUCCCAAUUCUGCAGGAUUACCUCGGAGCACAGACCCGACCAAGCGCCCUGAGCAGGAAGCUGGUACCAAUGGGAAGAGCUCCACCACCAGUCCCUUUGUGAAGGACCACUCAGGAUCUAGCACAGAUGGCAGUAAGGCUGGGCAUUCCAGUAUACUGGGUUCAGAGGUGGCCUUAUUUGCAGGGAUUGCAUCAGGGUGCAUCAUUUUCAUCGUCAUCAUCAUCACUUUGGUGGUUCUAUUAUUGAAGUACCGGAGAAGACACAGGAAGCAUUCCCCGCAACACACUACAACUCUCUCACUUAGUACAUUAGCCACCCCAAAACGCAGUGGCAACAACAAUGGUUCCGAGCCCAGUGACAUUAUCAUUCCUCUAAGGACUGCAGACAGUGUCUUUUGCCCCCACUAUGAAAAGGUCAGCGGCGACUAUGGACAUCCGGUGUACAUAGUUCAAGAGAUGCCUCCUCAGAGUCCAGCAAACAUUUACUACAAGGUCUGAGAAACAUACAACCAAUUCUGUGGUACAGUUGAGGCGUAGAGGACACUCACUGGUCUAAUGCUUUCUGUUGGGGUUUGUGAUGACGCCUUGUGCGCUAGGAUUGACUCAAGCACAGGGGAGAGAAGGCGACAGCUCUUUCUUCGAGAGCCGACUCGAGCUGGACAGCUUACCUAGUCUGUAGAAUUCCUCUCUCGGUGAAUCAGUAUUCACUAAAAGCUGGAAGACUUUUAUGUAGAAGAUGCCCAUUCUGAUUGCUGUACUCUUGUUACAUUCAUCAUCCUCAAAGCCAUGUGCUGCAGGCGUUCAGGCAUGUACAAAAGCCAAGGGAAGAUGGAGUGAUCCGUGGAUGUUAAUAGCUCUAGGCAUCCUGGGAAGGUGCUCUAGGAUAUCAAGCUUGAAAUGCAAUCUUCUGACUUUUGUGUGUCUCUCAGUGCAUACUGGAUUUGUCACACAGACCUUGGUGUCUAAGUAAGACUUGUUAAAGUUCUCUUGCUUUAGUCCGUCACUGUUCCAUUUAUUUCUGUUAUCCGGGGCUCUGCCAUCCUUCACAUAAGAUUUCCUUUCACUCCACCUCCUGAAUCACUAAUGGAACAUUAAUGUUUGGAGAUCUGUGCUCCAUCCAUCUGCUACAGCAGCCUCACUCGAAUGGGUAAUGCAUUUAUAGAAAUUGUGUUUGAUAGUAAGGAGCCUUCCAGCCAAAAAGUUAGGCUGUCAACAAGUCAAGAGCAGGACUGGGUGGUGGAGGGAAGGGCUGGCUGCAGUUGAAAUUGAAUACUGCUGCCUCAAAAAUAGAAGCUGGGAAGAAAAAAACAUUUAGGUAGCACAGCACUUUGGUAUGCUAAGUUUUAAGAGGCAAAUAGGAGACACAAUAACAAGCGCAGUGGCUUAGGGCUGCAUUUGAAGGAAUUCACGGUUAUCAAAUACCAGUGUGCAGAAAAAAUAGUACCUUCAAUACAGUAGAACAAAGGGGUAUUGUCAGGAAGUGAACAAGCUUGGAGCGGACAAGACAAUAGCAGGCCGCUGAGGAUAUAUUAGGGCAGGGCUGUUGCGGUACUGGCAAUAAAAUGUACAGCUUUGAAGCUGUAGCAAAAACGUAGUCUGCUUCGGAAGACUUUUAAGCAGACUCAGCUGCUAUACUGUCACAUUAUACUAAACACAGGGAAAGCAUUUAAGAAAAUAGCAAAGAGCCAAAUCUGACCAAGAUGAUUAUAACAGGUCAAAUGAGCUGUAAUUCUAUCACUGGUAAAGUUGGGAAAAGAAAAAAGGAAAAAAAAAAGAAAAAAAGCCUUUCUCAUCUCUAAAAGUAAAACAGAAUUUUUUUCUGACUGAGCCUUUUGACACUUUGGUUUAUCUUAGUGCUGUACCUGCACAGUACAUGUAAGUACUGUAAUGGGCACAGCAGUUCAUUGGUGCUCUGUUGCAAAGUUAAAGCACAUACGGCAAACCUCCUGCAGUCCAUAAGAAUAAAAUAAAUUAUGACACUGAGAUGGAGAAGGAAGAUAUGUCUUAUUUAUAAUAGGUGUAUAGAACACAAGGGGUAUAAAAUGAGAGCUUUUCUUUUUCUUUCUUACUUUUUUUGUUUUUGUUUUGUUGUUUUUUGUUUUGUUUUGUUUAUUACUAAUAUAUAUUUUGAGAUUGCACAGAAUCUACACCAGAAGAUGUGAAAUUCAUUUGCGGCAAUUAAAUAGUCUUAACUUGUCAUCGUUCUACAUAUAUAUGUGUAUGUGUGUAUAUACAUAUAUAUGUAUUUAUGUAUGCAUAUAUAUGUAUACAUUAAGAAAUGCAGAAACUGCUCCUGGGAAAAGCAACAACCAUCCAAAAAUAAUGGUAAUGAGAGCAUAUACAAACAGAAUCCAAAGCCUUUUAAAGGUAUCUAAUCAGAGAAAAUGAGGAAGUAAGCCCAAAGAAUCAGGAAAUCGAUGUUACUGCAUCACGUAUUUAACAAUGACAAGGUGUGCCGGCAUUUAUUUUCUGUGUUGUGUUUUCCUUUGCCUUAUGAGCUGAAGUGUUCUGUAGAUUUCAUGGAGAUUUGUAGAGAGGGGGUUCAGGUUAAAGUUUUCUCUUUAGCAUGGCUAUUCCCCUGAAGCUCCCACCCUGGAGAGGAAAUAAGAAAACUCUACUUUUAUAAGUGCUAUGCAAAUAGACAUUUCUAACAUAGUCAUGUUACUAUGGUAACACUUUCCUUUCUGAUUUGGAAGGAAAAUGUAGCAACAGCAUUUUGGGGUUCUCAGACCUCCAGUGAGUACCUGCAAGAAAAGGAAAAAAAAAAUCUGUCACAGAAAUUAUCACUCUCUCUGUUUCCUGAACCUGAAAAUGACGUUGGGAUGUUGGUCCAAAUGAGAGAAGCAAAACAAAAAAUCCCAACCCAUGGUUCUGUGGAAGGUUACCAUGGUGACUAACUACAGUACAUAUGUAAUUCUUUUCAACAACCCUUCCUUUCUGUGAAUCCAUCCAUACAAGGUUCUCUUGUAAGUCAUUAAGAUUUUAUUUUGGGGGAGGGGGAGGAAGGGAAAAGAUGGGUUUGCUGAUCCUGAUUUUUAUCAAAUCAAACCUAUGCUUCAUCAGUUGACUACAUUCUAGUUAUGUACUAAACUGUGAAAAAAAUCAGACGAAUUGCUCAAGAGCAACCUGCAACCAAUCGGAAAAAAAAAAUGAAAAAAAAUGUACUGUGCGUCUGUUUUGUGUCUGGUGCAGAAUUAUGACAAUCUACCAACUGUUCCUUUAUUUGACGUUGGUUCAGCUUUGAAAAGUUACUGUAAAUGCCUUGCUUGUAUGAUCAUCCCUAGUCACCUGACUUGAAAUUUGCACCAUCAUGUCUAAGUGAAGAUGCUGUAAAUAGGUUCAGAUUUACUGUAUAUGGAUUUGGGGUGUUACAGUAGCCUUAUUCACCUUUUUAAGUAAAAAAAGAAAAAAAAAAGAAAAAAACAUAUGAAAACAAGACAAAAAUGGCUUUUCUUAACCAGAUUGUGUAUAUAGAGCAAUGUUGGUUUUUUAUAAAGUCCGAGCAAGAUGUUUUGUAUAAAAUUUGAAUUUUGCAAUGUAUUUAGCUACAGCUUGUUUAAAGGCAGUGUCAUUCCCCUUUGCACUGUAUUGAGGAAAAAAUGGUAUAAAGGUUGCCAAAUUGCCGCAUAUUUGUGCUGAAAUUGUGUACCAUGAAUAUUUAUUUAAGAAUUUCUUUGUCCAGUUUGUAACACAGUAUUAUGCUUGAGUUAUAAAUAAUUUCUUUUUUUUUUGUUUUGUUUUGUUUGUUUGUUUGUUUUGUUCUGUUUUUAAACUAGCCGGUAGUAAGUUUGAAAUCUGCUUUAGUUCCACAUUGCAAUUAGCUCCCAGAAAAUGAAAAUUAUGAAAAUCACAUUCCACGUCU
This is a messenger RNA of Cygnus atratus (black swan), 5310 nucleotides long. It is a transcript of the gene EFNB2, whose product is annotated as ephrin B2. Gene Ontology annotation, biological process: blood vessel morphogenesis; axon guidance; ephrin receptor signaling pathway. The coding region runs from base 945 to 1946 and encodes 333 amino acids. Lineage: Eukaryota; Metazoa; Chordata; Aves; Anseriformes; Anatidae. The transcript is spliced from 5 exons. Gene Ontology annotation, cellular component: plasma membrane. The record is from RefSeq and is a predicted model, not a curated record. Gene Ontology annotation, molecular function: ephrin receptor binding.